Messenger RNA from Monopterus albus (swamp eel), 1450 nucleotides. RefSeq names its product collagen alpha-1(VII) chain-like. The record is from RefSeq and is a predicted model, not a curated record. Bases 340 to 1395 code for a protein of 351 amino acids. Gene Ontology annotation, molecular function: serine-type endopeptidase inhibitor activity; extracellular matrix structural constituent conferring tensile strength. Gene Ontology annotation, biological process: extracellular matrix organization. NCBI's taxonomy places the organism in Eukaryota, Metazoa, Chordata, Actinopteri, Synbranchiformes, Synbranchidae. The transcript has 20 exons.
GCUCCAGGUGUUAAAGGAGCGCCUGGGCAUAUAGGUCCAAAAGGCUUGCGUGGUAGCAAAGGUGAAAAGGGUGACCGUGGGUUACCUGGAGUCAGAGGAGAAAGGGGGAGUGUGCUUCAAAUCCAGGGCCCUCGUGGAUUUAAGGGGUCCAAAGGAGAGGCGGGUGAGCGAGGCCCACCAGGUUUUGAUGGUGAUAAAGGAGAAAAGGGCGAGGAUGGUCCUCCUGGAGUCAAGGGCCUAAAGGGAAGUGCCGGCAUUAAGGGUGCACUGGGACGAUUUGGAGCACGGGGACCGGUGGGUCAGAAGGGAGAUCCAGGAGAGUCAGGACUCAACGGAGUCAUGGGUCGCAAUGGGGAUCAUGGAGUGAACGGGGCCAAAGGGGACAAGGGAGACAUGGGACUGCAAGGCCAAAAGGGCAAUCAGGGGGAUCGAGGAGAACCAGGUUUACCAGGAGACAAAGGGGAGAAGGGAGAGAAGGGUUUUAGAGGUUUACACGGUCGCAUUGGAAGCUCAGGCCUGGAUGGAGAAAAGGGAGAUGUGGGGUUACCUGGCAUCCCUGGUGUACCUGGACUGAAUGGACUUACAGGACGCAAGGGUAGCAAGGGAGAAGGAGGGAUCAAUGGUGUUGAUGGUGAGCAAGGAGUGAAAGGGGAAAAGGGUGCAACAGGUUUUCCAGGCUUCCCAGGCUUUAAGGGGUCGGCAGGAAGUCCGGGAAGGGACGGAGAUGAGGGACCACCAGGACCACCAGGUCCCCAUGGCAAUGCAGGGGCCAAGGGGGAGAGGGGCAGAAGAGGCAGAUUGAAGCCAUGUCAGAGGGGAGCACCUGGGACACCAGGACAAAGAGGAGAAAGUGGUUCAGUGGGGAUUGAAGGAGCAAAGGGGGAGAAGGGAGAGCCAGGACUCUCAGCUGACGAAGUGAAGGAGCUAGUCACUCAGGAGGUGGCAGUAAAGUGUGGUCUGGAAUACAAAUUCAUGGUAAAGUCUGUGGAUCCAGAUGGAACAAUUGCAGUGACUGACAAUAAAAAUGAGCCAGAAGACAUAGUAUUAUCCGUCUCUCGUGACCUCCAUGAAGACAGGACACAGGUGAAAGAAUAUGGAAUCAAGGUGGAAGGAAUGGCCAGUUCAUCAAACUGCACUGAAUCUCCUGAGAGAGUUGCCAUGAAGUGGAGGCAAAGGAAACAAAGAAGAACUGCUGGGGCUGACCGCUGCAUGGAGCCCAUGUCAGAAGGGGUCUGUUCAGAAUACGUUCUGCUCUGGUAUUUCCACCCUGUCUCAGGGGAGUGCAGACCCUUUGUGUACGGGGGCUGUGGUGGCAACCAAAACCGGUUCUCCUCAAGACACGAGUGCCAGAGUUGGUGUGGGAUUGAGAGGACAGGCACCGGACCCUGGAUAUGAAGCGAGCAACCCACAAUAUGAUGCUCAUUUUUGUACAUAACUGUGUGUGAUGUUA